Chionomys nivalis (European snow vole) is the source of this 4836-nucleotide messenger RNA. RefSeq names its product polycomb group ring finger 3 (gene Pcgf3). Gene Ontology annotation, biological process: regulation of transcription by RNA polymerase II. The record is from RefSeq and is a predicted model, not a curated record. The transcript has 11 exons. The coding region runs from base 355 to 1080 and encodes 241 amino acids. Lineage: Eukaryota; Metazoa; Chordata; Mammalia; Rodentia; Cricetidae. Gene Ontology annotation, cellular component: PRC1 complex.
CCCCGACUCCUCACUCGGCUGGGUUCGGGCAUUUCCGCCUCUUUGUUUUAAACUCCGCACGGCUUUUUUCUCCUCCUCUUGGGGGGGACCCAGAGGGAGCGGCGCCCCCUCCCCCUCCCGGCGAGCCCCCGCGUGCGCCCGCUCGCCCGCCGCCCGAGACGCAGACUUCACGAUGUAGCCCCGAUUCCAGACUAUCGUUCACAGAAAAUGGAAAAGGAACAAGGGACAGAAGGAAGGUGCAGAAGCCCGCCAGAACUCAGAGUAAGGAGGGAUCACCACAUCCACUUGGUGGCCUGAAGCCUCCAUGCCACCGGGUGAGGAAGGACUCACAGACAUCCAGAGGAGAAGCCAAAGAUGUUGACCAGGAAGAUUAAACUCUGGGACAUAAACGCCCACAUCACUUGCCGCCUGUGCAGCGGCUACCUCAUUGAUGCAACUACAGUGACUGAGUGUUUGCACACAUUUUGCAGGAGCUGCCUGGUGAAAUAUCUGGAGGAGAAUAAUACCUGCCCCACUUGCAGGAUCGUGAUACAUCAGAGCCACCCGCUACAGUAUAUCGGUCAUGACAGAACCAUGCAGGACAUUGUUUACAAGCUGGUACCAGGCCUCCAGGAAGCGGAAAUGAGGAAACAGAGGGAAUUCUAUCACAAACUGGGCAUGGAGGUACCAGGUGACAUCAAGGGGGAGGCGUGCUCAGCAAAACAGCACUUAGAUCCCCGCAAUGGUGAAACCAAAGCAGACGACAGUUCCAAUAAAGAGACAGCAGAAGAGAAGCAGGAGGAGGACAACGAUUACCACAGGAGUGACGAGCAGGUGAGCAUCUGUCUGGAAUGCAAUAGCAGCAAACUGCGGGGCCUGAAGCGGAAGUGGAUCCGAUGCUCAGCCCAAGCAACAGUGCUGCACCUGAAGAAAUUCAUCGCCAAGAAGCUCAAUCUCUCCUCCUUCAAUGAGCUGGACAUUUUAUGCAACGAGGAGAUCCUGGGCAAGGACCACACUCUCAAGUUCGUGGUUGUUACGCGGUGGAGAUUCAAGAAGGCGCCCCUCCUGCUACACUACAGACCCAAGAUGGACUUGCUGUAAGCCCAGCCAGACUCAGCCCACACCCGAUGCUCCACACGGCAGAAUGUGCUGUGGAAUGUUGCCUCUGGGUGCCAUGUGGACCAGAUUUCUGAAUAGAGAAUAUUUAUAACUUUUGUAUGAGAGAAUCCACUCCCAACAAGACACUACCAGCACGUGUUUACAGAGGAUGAAAACACUUCGCAGUUCGCUCCUCUCUGCUUCAGGUCCACAGGCCAGAGAACAAGUGAAUCCGUGACCACACGCAACGCCUCUGCUUGCUUUCCAGGGCUUGAGAAUCUGAGUUCCUUUGGCUUAAUUUGUGGAUUAGGUUUCAUUAUAAGCCUCAAAAACACUUGUGCUCUCAUUAAGUCCUUCCUAAGUUAUUGAAAGUCUUUUCAUGGUAUAUAUUUAUGUUGCCUUUAGCUUCCUGAAGACUGAAGAGAUAUAUAAAAAUUUAAUUUAAAGUAUACCCAAAGAGGCUUGCAGUAAUACUAUUAUUUAGCCAUGGUAUUUAAUUUCCCACCUUCUAGAGUACAGCCUCAGUCCCCAGCAUCUUGUGGCUGCAGUUCCGGCUCCUCCGUAAGGCAAGUCAGGGGUGAAACGGCUGGUGCAGCGCUGGCUUGCUGAAAAGUCCUCGCGGAAGUUCCUGCCUUUCGCUUUCUGUUUUCCUUCUGCUGGCAAGAUGUGGUGGUGGCUGUUUGUCUUUCCAAACAGCACAAGCCCUCCUGUGGGGAGACCUUGUAAAGGCACUUGGGAGGUGACCUCUAACCUCCAUGUACCUGGCAGUUGGUAUUUCCAGGCUUGCCUUUCUGCUCAUGGGGUUAACAUCUAUUUUUUUUUUUUUAUCCCUUUUUCAUGAAAAGUAAUUGAUCAACCUGUUCAGCAGACAUUUUCCCGGUCACAGACAGGAUACCGUUUGUGAACCUCCCACUUCACGUGUAAUUUAUUUGGUUUGGUUUGGUUAGAGAGUAAAUGCCAGCAUAUCCAACUUUGUUCUCUCUUAAGGGGUAUGAAGGCAAGAGCAAGGAGAAGGGAUAAUGGCCUGGGGUUCCCAGGGACUUCUCUCAGUCACUUCCUGCCCUCCCAGGCCCCGUGGGAAUCGUAGAACCCUGUAAUCCCAGGGUUACCUCUGCUCUUGGUGGGCAGAGGAGGAUCUUAGUGUGUCCCUUGGGGCCAGGCUUUCUGAGUCUUCGCCUUAGCAACUGGAAUUUUAUUGCAUUGCUUUGACAGUUGGGAUUGGGUUUAUCAGCACCCACUUACAUAGUGUCAGAAGCAGCAACUCGUGAGACCUAAUGUUACUAAGGAUAGAACAUCCAAAUUAACGGAAUCCUUAAUUAUGACCUUGUAAAACAAAAGCAAGCUCUUUGUUUGGAAUUGAUCAAAAUUCACCUCUCUAUUUGAGCCCAGGACUGUUUGGAUUAUCAGUUUCCUGAGUUUGCUAUUCAUCCAAAUCAUUUCUAGAAUUACUACACAAGGGUUCAUGCGUAAAUAUUACCUGUCUACCUCAGAACACAAGUGCUGCUGAAGCAUCCGCAAGACCGUGCUCUCACCAUGCAGUUACAUUAGAAUCUAGGUAUUUCCCAUGUGGUGAAACUAAAGAAGACUUAGACAGUUAGAGGCCUCCAAAUUAAAAUAAAGUUAAUUUACAGUUCAGAUCAAACUUAGUAUGGCUGUAUAAUCUCAUGAUCUAUAUUUGUAACUUUGUAGCUACUUUUAGAAUCACUGACUUUGCUAUGGUGCUAAGUUGAUAGCUCUAAGUAUUCAGCGAGGCGGACAUCGCAACUGAUGUCCUAGCUGGGCGCCACCGCCCCAACAGCCCUGCUUCUGUCACCACGUUAACCUGAUCAACCUCAGCAGCAAAAAUACCUAUUUUUCUAAGAUUCCAUCAUGCGCCUGUCUGCUCUGCAGGCAGCUUCCCGAUGCCCUUCCGCCCUCUGGUCUGACCUGUAGCCUUACCUCGCUCCUAGAUGAAGCAGAGUGAGCUUGCGUCAGAUGGAAGCUCUGGGCGCCGUUUCACUCCUGCCAAGCUCCAUGUGACAUCCAAGGCCGAAUUUUAUUUUUCCAGCAUGAACACGAGGAUCAGUUAGUGAUUGGUCCUGUCCAGCUUUCUCAGCAGGCGGAGCUCCUGUGAAGUUGUUUUCAUAGCUGCCGAUGCUAGAACCCGAUGCAUCCAACCGGCAGCCCGGGACCAGCCUCCCAGCACGUGGUCUCGCUCAGUACCAUUUUCACGAAAAUAGAAAUCUCAGAUAGAAUAUAUAAUAUUGAAUUUAAGAUUUGGGGGGUUAAAAAAAGAAAACUUAACUUUAUAAAAUUAUUUAUUCUAUUUUAAGCCUUCUAUCAUAUUUUCCCAUCAGUUGUUUGGUUUCUGUGGUCCAGCUUUAUUUACAGGCAUAUAAGAUAAAAUUGUGAGAUGUUUUGCAAGCUUCUUUUACUUUUUGUAGCCUUUGGUUUAUAUGUUUUUUAUAGGGAUGAAGAGCAUUUUUAUGCUUUUGUGCAAUAGGUUCCAACAUGCAUUUAUUAGAGUGUGUUUAAAUUGUGAUCUAGCAUCGAUUCUACUAAAUUGAAAGGGAAUAUAGGUGGAAUUUCAGUAUCUGUGCAUUCAGCUAUUUGAUUCUUGCCUUUUUCACUGUUAUAAGAAUGCUGUUACUGAGAGUGAGUGAGUGUGUGUGUGUGUGUGUGUAUUCCAUCAAUAUUAAGAGAUAAGCAGCCAGGCAGGAAGUGAUGAGGUUGGCACCAUGCUAGGCUUGUGUCUACUGUGGGCACACCCAGUCCUUGAGCUGAGUCUGUGACUGAGCCAUCCUGGGGGUUGGGAUUUCAUGGUCUCCACCUAUCAACCUGGCAGUGCUGACCUUUACGGCCUGCCCUGGCAUCAGAAUCUUUGGAGACUGGUGUGUUUUGUUUCUGAGGGCAUACAGGGUGGUGAAUCACAGUGCUCUGAAAUGUAUCGUUAGCUUAAAUGUUCCAAGAAUGAGCCAACUGACUUCUGCUUUGUAUAUGGAUAUUGAAUAUGCUUCUAAAACAUUGAAAGUAAAUUUAGUGCAGAUAGCGAAAUCUCUCUCUCUCUCUCUCUCUCUCUCUCACACACACACACACACACACACACACACCACCACACACACAAUAUGUCUGUUUCCUCAGGAAAUCAUUUAAACCCCAACACAUCACAUGUGACCUUAACAUGAAAACAAAAGUUUUCUCUGCCUUGAUAUUAAAUACACCAAGUAAAUAAACUGGGAUACAUAGAUUAGGAAAGGCACUUAAUUGUACCACAGUCUGCAUAUCUUGCAUUCCUCCAGGUAGGAAUUGCUACCAUUCAGGCUCCCACCAGAAACAGCUGUGUGGGACUGUGGUCCUCACACCUAGUGUUCACACCUGUUGUCACUUACUCCCACCCGACAGCACAUUUGGAGAAAGAACUGAAGUGUGUGUCACUAGCAUGUGUCAGUUCCGGUUCUCAACUUGUACCAGACACAUUUUUCCCAAGUGAAAGUGACAUCAGGUCACAGCAGCAGCACCAUGUGCUCCCACCUUGGAAUGCAGCCACAGCUAACAAUUGUCAUGGUGUAUGAAAUGAUGCAGAUUCAAAUUUUUGACUGUUUAAUUUGGAAGUUUACAUUUCUUAUGAUUGUGUUAGUGUGUAAUUUUUGUACCAUCAAGUGGCUAGUUUUUGUCUGAAAUCUUUUUUGGAAUAUUGCUUAAUGUUUUGAUUUCACGAUAGUGAAGCUUGUAUUCAGUGUUUUGCCAAUUAAUAUUAUAUGCUUGUAAUAAAAGCAGAAG